AAAUUAUUUUUUAUUUUUAAAUAGUAACUAUUUAAACACUAUCGAAAAGUAUUAUUCAAUUAAAAAUAAUUAUGAAAUAUUCAUUCAGUUUUUUAAUUAUGUUUUAUUUUCUUGUGUCAUUUACAUUAACUCUAAAUCCUGACGAAUCCAAUGAUAAUGUCAGCUUAUCAGAUUCUGUUCUUAAUGAUGAAACUGACGAAGAAAUAAUUCUUUUUAAAGAAAAAUUCAAUCUUAAGAAGAAUACUAAUGGCUAUGUUACCUCAGAAGAACUUGCAAUCAUUAACGCAUCUGAUCAAAUACAUACUGACAAAUCCAAUAAUAAUGUCAGCUUAUCAGAUUCUGUUCUUAAUGAAGAAACUGUCAAUGAACUAAAGUGCCAAUUUAAUCUUAAGAAAGAUACUAAUGACCAUGUUACCUUAGGAGAACUUAUAGAAAUCAUAAAUUCAUUUGAUCAAUUAGAGAUUGAUGAAGAUGAUGUGCAGUUUUAUGUUAAAACAUUAGAAUAUAAGAAAGAAAAUUAUGAUUUUGAAAUAAUUUUAAAAAUAUUAUUUGAGGAAAAAUUAAUAACGGAACAAUCUCAAGAAAUAAUUAAUUUAUUUUCUCGAUUUUCUAAAGAUGGCAUCAUUGAUGUUAGAAUAGUAGGAAAUUUGGCAAAAUCAACCAAAAGAAAAUUUAGUAGAACUUUAAAAAUAAAAAUAAAAAAAGCACUUGAAAACAAUAAUGGUAAACUCAAAUUUAGCGACUUUGCAAAUUUGAUGCACGCAUUGUAUACAAUGAUAAAUAAAUAAAAUUUGCAUAGUAAAUUUUUUAUUAAAAAUUGUAUAAAAUAUUGAAAUGUAAUAUAAUUUAUUUGCUAAGCUUUUAAAAUAAAUAAAUGAUAAUAUUUGUCACUCAUCUUAUCAAAUCAUAGUAUAGAUAAAGAAAAACUCCAUUUAGAUACUGGAAGAGGGUAUAAUAUUUGUGAAGAAGAUCAUUUUAUAUUUUUUUAGUUUUACCAUUGAUAUAUUCAUGUGUGUUAAAAUUUAUUUGGCAUUUGUAUAUCAGAUUAAUUGUUUUACUGUACGUCUGUUCAUUUUUGAUUAAUAUAUUCAUUCUUAAUACUUUUA
Daktulosphaira vitifoliae (grape phylloxera) is the source of this 1106-nucleotide messenger RNA. RefSeq lists its product as uncharacterized. Bases 72 to 788 code for a protein of 238 amino acids. Lineage: Eukaryota; Metazoa; Arthropoda; Insecta; Hemiptera; Phylloxeridae. The transcript has 6 exons. The record is from RefSeq and is a predicted model, not a curated record.